AGAUAUAUGAAAAUCACAUCCAUAAUAAUAGGGAUUUGCAUAAAGAAGAAUGUGAAAAUUUAUUGAUCCCACCAAUGAUGGAUUUGAUCUUCAAAGAUGGGAUUUGAUCUUCAAUAGUAUUUAAUGACCAAUCUGCCUUCUUUUAUGACAUGGUAAGGUGGUUUUCGCUUUAUGUAAAUUCCUGACGAUCCAUGGAAGCUUGAUAAGAUAUUAUAGGGCUAUCUUAAAUAGUUGUCUAAGUUCUGGAUGUCUUUAUAUAUAUAUAUAUACAGCAAGAGAGAGAGAGAGAGAGAGAGAUAAGGGUGCUCUGCAUUUGAGGUCUCAAGCUAUUUAAGUUGUUAAACACAGUAAUAAGAGACAUGGGGGAGCUUAUUAGUGAUUGCUUCAAGUUUUGUUUCAAUCAUGAUUUUUGAAUGGUGACAUCACCCAAUAAUAAUUACUUCUUAUUUGUAUAUUUUUUACUGUUUUAUUCAGCUUUAUCUUAAGUGCAUAUGCUACGAAAGUAUUGACAAUCAACCUCUUCCAUUGGCGAAUCACAGCUUGGAUUAAUUUUCUAGAUUAGUCUGCCCUUUUGGGGACAUGUAGUGUCUGCAAGUCCUUCAUACAUGUGAUGUAUUUCUUCAUCCAAUUCAAACCUUAUCAUCCAUUAAUGUUCAUGCUGCCUUUGUCUCGUGGUUAUUAGAGUUCUCUUUCAACGUUAUCUUUUUCUCUGCUUAAUUUGAUAGUCCACUGCUUUAUCAAGGUAAUGUAUACAUUUUUUCAUUGCCGUUGUCAGAUAACCUAAAGCAGGAGAAUUUACUUGGAAAGGAAAACACACACACACACACAUAUUGGUGUUGCAUACUAAACUUGCAUUAUUAGAUUUUUUGCUUGUCCUGUUGGGCUUACAAACACUGAUUGAUCAAGGCCUUAGCUUGAAUUUUUUUUUUCCUGGUAAAUUAAAAUUUUAUUUGUUGAUGCAGGAGUUGAAUAUUUUUGAAAUUCGGCGAGCAGCUUGAAAAUGGGGCUCUUAGAUUUAUUUUGUGUUGCUUCCAUGCCUGUUUUAAAAGUACUCUUGAUUACCGCACUUGGCUCGUUUCUUGCUUUAGAGCAUAUAGAUGUCUUGGGGGAGAAUGCAAAGAAGCAACUGAAUAGAGUUGUAUUUUUUGUGUUCAAUCCGGCACUCGUGGGUAGCAACCUGGCUAAUACAGUUACUCUUGAAAGCAUCAAAUUGUUGUGGUAUAUGCCCUUCAAUGUCCUCCUAACAUUUAUCAUUGGCUCAGCACUAGGUUGGAUACUGGUGAAAAUAACCAGAGCUCCUCAACAUCUGAAGGGCCUGGUAUUGGGGUCAUGUGCAGCAGGUAGGUAUAUAUAUAAUCUCAGAUAUGCCAGAGUGUUGGUGUAG
This is a messenger RNA of Ilex paraguariensis (yerba mate), 1384 nucleotides long. The record is from the annotation of a GenBank genome assembly. Lineage: Eukaryota; Viridiplantae; Streptophyta; Magnoliopsida; Aquifoliales; Aquifoliaceae.